CUUUUACAUAGCUACGUCUUGAUUAAGUGCAACUUUAAACAAAUUUACCCUUCCCAAAAUUAAUUGGAUUUAAAACCCCAAACCUAUCAAUCUUUGAAAAUUAAUUAAAAAAUAAUAAAGAAAAAAUUUGGACAAUUAAAAAAUAAAAUUUAAGUACACAAAGAAAAACUUUUAAAUUUAUACAAGUUUUAAAAAGUGAUUAAAUAACCAGGAAUAUCGUAAAUUAAAUAUAAUUUGAAAACUACCUUCUAAAUUUUAAAUAGCCGCGCAAAAAUAUAGUGUAAUAACAAAACGCUAAAUAACCUCGUGCUUGGCUGUCAAUCCUUUCAAAAAGAGUCAACGCUAGUCCCUUGCAGUUAGUCGUUCAUCAUUGCUCACGCUUUGUGCUGCACCUCCGUAGAGGAAACAAUUGAAGAAGAGUCGGCAAACGUGCGCGCCAAACUCUUUCAAAAGCAUAUAGAAAAGUAUCUGCAACUGCAAAACCAGGAAGCAGACAAAGAAAAACAAGGCGCUACAAAAGGCAUUCUUAAUUUGCGCGUAUCCUUGUCAUCACAUCAGGGAUUUCAAUCUACUUCAACUUCCUUAACAAUAUUAACCGAUAAGCAGAGGUAUUUAGUCAAAAGAACGACGGGUAUUAUAACUGGUAAUACGAUUGCUACCAACUCUACAACGGCUUCUUUGUGCUCAUUCAAAAUUUCCGCUACAUCGCCUAAAUCUAAACGCAAGACGUCGAAUAAAGACAAGAAAAUGCCGCGACGCAACAAGAAAGGUGGCAAAGGCCGCAACGGUGACUCCAACUCUGAGGACGAGUCCUUCAACGAUAAUGCCAGCGUGUAUUCUUACGUUUCUGAGAAUGCACCCUCAUCCAUAAACGAUAUGGAUGAGCUCUCAUCCAAUGAACGUUACGAGGAAAAAUUCAUGCAAGCGCUCGAAAAUGCCACUGAAAAGUCUGCACAGACACGCACCACAGCUUUGCAGAAUAUCUGUGAAAUUCUCAUGCAUCGCUAUAUGCCCGAUUUCGUAGACGAUCGCAAGGUGACUUUGAUCGAUUGCAUUGAAAAGUCCAUACGACGUGGCAAAGGUGCCGAACAAUCGGGCGCUGCACGUCUAGCACCGUUAGUGGUGCUACAAUUGGGCGGUGAUGUGGAGAUCUCAAAAGAAUUGAACCAGUGUCUGCUGACCACCGUACAAGACAAGGCUGUCUCAUUCGAUGCCCGUGCCAAAUGCUGCACCGCCUUGGGUCUAUUGAAUUUCCUCGGUGGCGAGGAUAUUGGCGAUCUUAUCACUUUAAUGCAAUUUUUCGAAGGCAUUUUCAGCGCCAGCUAUUUGCGUGGUGAUGAAAAAUCGCCAGUAUCGGUGAAUGCCGAGGCAGGCACAUUACACGCCGAAGCACUGUCCGCUUGGGGCUUACUGCUGACACUCAUACCGUCGGGUGACUUUGUCUCACUCAUGACCAAUGGGCAGCCAAUGUUGCCCUCGGUGAAAAAAUUGAUGGGUCUAUUGCAGUCGCCACAUUUGGAUGUGCGCAUAGCAGCUGGUGAGACCUUAGCACUAAUACUCGAGUGUGGUCGCGCACAUGAUAAAGACUUCUUGGAAGAGUAUCUCGGCGAUUUGAUCGAUGCUGUUAAAAAGUUAGCCACUGAUUCACAUAAAUAUCGCGCCAAACGUGAUCGCAAAGCUCAACGCGCUACAUUCCGUGAUGUGCUGCACUAUUUGGAGGAGGAUACAUCACCCGAAAUCAACAUUCGCUUUGGCACUGAGUGCCUGGUUUUGGAUUCCUGGGCCGUACAUCAUCAAUAUUCAGCGCUAUGCACCAUUAUGGGUCCAGGCAUGACAUCACAGUUGCAAGAGAACGAUUUCAUACGCGAGAUCUUUCAACUAGGUCCUAAACUUGUCGAUGAUGGACACGCUAAAACCAAACAAUCCAAACUGGAGCGCCACUUAUUAAACGCCGCCGCCUUCAAGGCACGCACAAUAACGCGUGGCAAAAAUCGCGACAAACGCUGCAGUUAUAAUUACUAGGCACACAGCUAAUUGUUAGAGUAUAGAAAAAGAGAACGCUUAAACUAAGUUAAAAAAGAAAGAAAAACGAAACAUAUUUUGGAGAACACAUACAACUGGCGGCGCGCCGUGUAGCGACCAGAAGUUUGGUUCAACUGUGGCGCAUGCGUAGGAUGACACUUGUGCAGUUUGCUGACCAAUUAGUUGCUGCUCCCAACAUGCAGCAGGCGUAAAAUGUAUGCGCUAAAGCGUCGGCAGCUAGAAAACUUGCAUUUUUCUAACUUGCUGUUGCUUAACGUAUUGUAUUUAACGCUAUUGCGUGCUCUAGCAGCGCUCAUUCCUCAGUUGGUGUACGCAUGCGCGUCACUUUUUGCGCCAUUUGAAUUUCAUUGACGGUCAAACUGACGGACGCUUUGCUGAAUUUUCGUGUACAUUUCAUUUGCGCUCAAGUUUUACCUCCCCCCCAGACCCCCUAUGGAUUUAUUGCAACGAAUUCGUGUACACAAGAUUUAUGCAAAUCUUACAAUUAACUUAAAUUUAUGUAGCAAUUUUAUGAUAUGAAACUGUAUUGAAGUAAACAAAAAACAACAACAACAAGUAAAUAUAACAUACCACUUACAAACAAUAUACAUAUUUACAUACUUAUAAAAUAUAAAACAAAUGCUAGUUGAAAUUUAUUUAGUUUUUAAACAUGUUUACUUACAUACAUACUUAUAUAUAUACAAACAUACGAGCUAUAUUACCACAAACGCUGUACGAACUAUUAUGUUCAAGUUUCGUUCUUAAAUUCCACAAGUGAGAAGCUGUAAAAUUACAAAACAAAAAACAAAACAAAUAUUAAAUACUUUAUUAAUUUUUUAUAUUACAUGCAUAUAUUUUGCUUACAAUAACUUUGGCUUAAUUAUUCUGUUGCUGAAUUAAUUUUAAUCACUGUAACUUCUGAAAUAAAAACGUUAAUGAAAUGACAAACGCAUUGCAAUUCUUCAGAAAUACAUAUGUAUAUAGGUUUAUGUGUAUUAUAUAAGCACAAGUAAGCGCGUUUUGCCUAAAAACAUUUAGAAUUAUAUAAUAUAUUAUGAAACUUACCAAUUACUAAAUAUAUUUAAUGCUAAGCGAAAAGUAGCUGUUAAUUUAUAUUGAAUUUUGGCCAACUGGCGCUGUCAAGCAGUCGGCAGCGAGAAACUGUGUUGAGUUGAUUCAUUUUUGUCAGUUGCCAGUCUUCUGCCAGGCUUUUAUUAAAUUGCUGGAAUAAUAUCAAACGCGUUUGUAAAGUCAAGUUAUUCAAUUUAACACGAUUUUUAAUAACAAUUUUAACCACUCAGCUCAUAUUGUUCAAUAUUUUUUAGAAUUUAAUUUAAUUUUUAAAUAAAAUUUUGUUUUUACUUUAAUUAAUUGGAAAAAAUAAAUAACUCCACUGUUAAAAUGCGAAUUAUUUUGACCUUUAUUAUUGACUAUUUGUAUGCAAAAUGAAUUUUCGUUUUGUUCAAUAUAUUUUAGAAUUCUUCUUAAUCAAAUUUUGUUUUCUUUUUCGCCAAUUAUGCUUCUCUCUCUAUUGAAAAAAUAUUUUUUUUAAGUCCACUGUUAAAAAGUUAAUUAUUUUGACCUUUAUUAUUAUGUAUGUAUGCAAAUUUAAUUUUUGUUCAUAACCUCAAAAAGAUUUCAAAAUUUCGCAAAAACUUAAAAAAAAACACUUAGAUUAAUUUUCUUUAGUGCGCUUGUAAAGGGAUUAGAGUAAACUUAUUACUGAAAAUUUUGUUUGAUUUUCGUUAAUUUUUUUCUUUCUCUACCAAAAAGUUACAAUUUUUGUAAAAUUUCGCUGUUAAAAUCUGAAAUACUUUUAUUUAUUAUUAACUAUUUUAAUUUGCAAACUCGUAACUAUAACAGAGAAUUUAAUAUUUGAUCAUAACCUAAAAAAAUGUCAAAAGUUUGCAUAAAGCUUAAUUUUUUUAUCAUAACCUAAAAAUUGUUACAAAAUAAAGAAUAUGUUAUGAUAUUUUUUUUAAAUGUAAUUUUAUUUUAUUUUUAAAAAAGUCUAAUUUUAUUUUUAGUGUUUAUAACGUUACUGUUAAAUGUUACAGAUUUGACCUUUUAUUUGCGAACUCGUAGCUACAUCAGCAAUUUAAGUUUUUGAUCAUAACACAAAAAAAAAUUGAACAUUAUGCAUAAAAACCAAAUUUUUUUAUUCCAACCUAAAACAAAGUGUCGAAAUUUUGCAAAAAGACUAUUUUUGUUUAUCAUAAAUUAAAAAGUCUAUUUUUCAUAAAAACCAAACUUUUUUUUUGAUUCUAACCUUAAAAAAAAUGUUAAACUUUUGCAAAAAGUCUUUUUUUGUUUAUCGUAGACUGAGAAGUGUUAAAAAUUUUGAAAAAAAAUCGAUUUUUCUUUUGAGUUCUUAUAAAUAUAAAAAGUUGCUGUUAAAAUGUUUAGUAAUUUUGACCUUAAUUUUUUAACACUUUUAUCUGCGAACUGGUACCUACAACAGUAAAUUAACAAUAAACAUUUUUUUGAUUAUAACCUAAAAAAAAUUGAAAACUUUGUAUAUUAUUUUUUUAAAUGAUUUCAAAAGUUUGCAACAAAAGUUAAUGUUUGUUUAUCACAACCUAAAUUUCUUGUAAAGUUGCUGAAAGCAAGCUUAUUACUGUUAAUUUCUAUUGUUAUGCAGCUUUGAAGAAUAUCUCUCAACGCCACUAUAUUCUCAGUAUUGAUCGCAAAUAAUUAAGGUAAUUUUAAUAAAGUCGAAAAAGUGUCUAAAAAUUAACAAAUUUGAAAAUUGUCAACUCUGGUCUAUAACUAGUUUUGUUAAACGCCGCUCUAGCUAUAGUCUUUAAGCAGAUAUAUGUAUAUGCACGAGUCCGAACCGAUGACUUUUGUAGCAUAAACUUUGCUUUGCUGCUUGUAUACAUACAUAUGUAAACUAAACUAAAAGAUAAAGAAACUUGGUAGAAUGAUGGCGCUUAGUGCAAGCUAAAAAUAUUCAAAAAUUAAAAAAAAAAAGUUAUGUGUGGUUUUAGGAUUUGCGUUCUAUUUUUUUAUUCUAGUUUUAACUUCUCUGAACUUUAUUUUUAACUGUUUUGCACUUCUCAGUUAGUUUUAGAAUUUCGAAAUCCAUAUUAAAAGCAAUGAGUACUAUGAAGCAUAUAUAAUUAAUUGUUUAUAACUUGAUUCUAGUCUCGAACUCUUCACUAUUUCACGUUAUCUCUAUCGGAUAAUCCAGAUCUUAUAGAAAUAGCUAGUAAUUUUAGCAGAAAAUAGAUUUUUUAACUAACCAACACGUGACUAACUACUCGCAUACAGUUAGUCUUUUUUUAGUUUCUUUUUCUAUUGUCAAAUCUUGUUUCUUUAUAAAAAUAUUUUUUUUUUCUGAAAUCUAGUUUCUUUAUAAAAAUAUUUUUUUUUUAAAUGUUUUUUUGUAAACUUUUUUUUUUAAUCUGAAAUAUUUUUUUUUAAAUAAAAAUAUUUUAUUUUUUAUUUUGUAAUUUUGUUUUUUGUUUUUGUAAAAUAAAAAUAUAAAUGUUUACUUUUCCUGCCCUGCAAUGGCUGUAAAUUGUCACAGUAACCGAAGUUGCUGGAUUUAUAUAAUGCAACACACACAUUUUUUUACUGAUUAAGUGUAUCCGAAGCAACUAGCAAUAAGCGAGAAAUAAAAAUUACUUAGCUCUUAAGAUAAAAGGUUCAAUUUGAUGUGUUCGUCCUUUGUGACUAUAAUUCCACGCAUAUAGAAUGAGUCAGUUGCAGCACUAUAUUAUAACGUGCUCAUUGUUAGCAUAUUCUUAUUAUUUUUAUUUAAUUUAUAAUUUUUUUUAAUUUUUUAUUUUAAUUUUUUUCAAUUCUAAUUCUUGAAAUGCACAAAAUUUAUUUCAAGUAAACUAUAAUAAAUAAGUAAAUAAUAAAAAAGUCACUAAAGGACCAAAAUAUAUAACGUUGAAAUGUCAAAAUUGAAAUAAUAUAUCGUUCACAGUGGCAUUGUUCUACAUUUACGGCUGUAAAAUUCGUUGAAUAUUUGGCAGCGGGCAUGUUUUGUGAUCUUAAAAAAUUUCACGUAUUUUAAUUAUUAUUAUUUUUUCACAACACCCAUUAUUGCAAUUACUUAAUUGUGACACAUAGCAAUAGUUUAAGUAAAUAUAUUUUAUUUUUGUUGUUUUUUGAAAUAUUCACAUAUUACAAUAGCAUAUAAAUAAAUAUACAAGAUAACUACAUAUAAAUAUAUAAUCAAUAAAUAAAUUAGCAGCCGAAUUAUUUUUUAAUUUAGCUGUUUGUAUAUACAGAGUAUAUUAAACAUAAAUAGUAAACAUUGAAAUAAAAAGUAAAAAAAAACCGCCAUAGGCACCAAAAAAAAUUUAAAUGAAAUUAAACAAGCGUGACUGUAUAGUUUGAAAUAAAGCAAAUUCAAAUAAAAUAAAAAACCAAAACGGGUUAAAGGAGACCGUAA
Bactrocera neohumeralis is the source of this 6430-nucleotide messenger RNA. RefSeq names its product interferon-related developmental regulator 2 (gene Ifrd1). Bases 748 to 2022 code for a protein of 424 amino acids. The transcript is spliced from 5 exons. NCBI's taxonomy places the organism in Eukaryota, Metazoa, Arthropoda, Insecta, Diptera, Tephritidae. The record is from RefSeq and is a predicted model, not a curated record.